UUAUACAGAGCUUCAGACUACCUACACCAUUUGCAACCAAUGUUUACUUCAAUGAAAUAUAUUUAAUGUGUUUUAAUGUCGAAUACACUUGUUCAUGCAUUAGGGAUUUUCUUUCCUCUCGGACCGUGGUCUUCAAGCUAACUUUGGAGCGACUUUAUUAAACUUUAAUUGACUACAGACUGGUAUGUUCAGAGGAUACAAUUACCUGGGAAGUGAAUCACACCUUAGGAAGACGAUGGGAUCAGGACAAUUAUCCCGCAAUAAAGGGGCAGGCUCUUGAUAAAAAUGAUUAAAGAGGUCUUGCACUACUGGACUCGGCCACAGAAACCUUUCAGUUCGUUGACCAAGGCAUGUGCCGUUUGGUCAGCUGAAGUCGACCCUCACGUUUCACCUGCCUUACACACGCGCUCUCCUACGCACGUAUCUUGGGGACUAUAGAUAUACAAGUAUCUGACUUCCAUCUUUGGAGUAACCUGUGCCGAGAUAUAACGAAAUUGGGAAUUCUCUUCAUGGCUAAUUUUCAUGGCAUAUUCCGAAUGUUCUUGGGUUAGUGUCAGAGGGUAUCCGGAUAUCAAACAAGAACGGACAGACUAUUCAGAAUCUCCAUACGAAAGCACCGAUCCCCCCGCCAACGGUUCUGCCGAAUCUUCUGCUCGUCGGGAGCAGGGUAUGCUUAAUUUCCAGGAAAGCAGCCCACUCUUGCCAAACGAAGAAGUUGAAGUAUUCUUUAAUCAUCUGGACCGACCUAGCGCCACUGAAAACUCAACCACGCGAGACGCCGGAGAUAGUGAAUCUUCCAAGCUCGACAGCACUCAGCAUCAGUCCGACACCAUGUUUCAGAACAGUAUGCAUGCAAUGUCUCUUCCUACCGCAACCGCCCCUACAUACCACGAGACCGCGGGGGCCAACAGCUUUAUGCACGCGGGGUCCAGUCCCGUGUAUGUUCCCACUACAAGAGCUAUGCUUCCAAUGCAAUAUACCUCCGGGCAGCCAUCUUCAACCCCCAGCGGUGGGUCGUCGAUGUGGAUGCAGCCCGACCCCUCAUACACUACCCCCAAUACACACCCCUCCGUAUCACCGAGGUUUGCCUUCGCCCCCUCGCCCAAUUCUCCCAUCAGUUCCCCCACAGUGAGGGCAGACCAGGCUGGAUUUAAUGCUCCUUUACGACCCAGCGGCAUUAGCCCGUAUUCUGCCUGGAGUCCGGAGCUGUCAUGGAACUACAACAUGGCGCUGCAGCAGGGACUCAGAAGACCGGGGACAGAUGGACAGGACUAUUUCGCGGAUUUGGAGGGUCGGGAAUGCGUGAACUGCGGAGCAAUAUCCACCCCUCUAUGGCGUCGGGAUGGGACCGGUCAUUAUUUGUGUAACGCCUGUGGAUUAUAUCAUAAGAUGAAUGGGAUAAACCGCCCCCUUAUAAAACCACAAAGACGAUUGGGUGACUUCGGCGAGACUUAUCCGGCCACGCCCCCUUAUCAAUCAGCUGAUCCUACACUUCAGGCAUUCGGGCCUUGGACCACUGGUGCAAAAGGACUGGGAAAAUCAAGAUCGGCAUCCAGAAGAGUAGGUCUGUCUUGUGCUAAUUGUAGCACCACCACGACAACAUUAUGGCGUCGUAACAACGAAGGGGAACCAGUUUGCAACGCAUGCGGACUGUACUACAAAUUGCACGGGGUAAACAGACCCCUAGCCAUGAAGAAAGAUGGAAUUCAGACACGAAAAAGAAAACCCAAGAAUCUUGCCAAGAAUAAAAACUCCAGCAAACAGGAAUCUAAUGUAGAUGUAAAACCAGCCGUUUCGCCCAACACACUAAACAACAAUUCCCCAAAUCAGAACAACGCCCUGGCAAGUUCCAUUAAUAGUUCCAGUGUGAUGGGUCAUAAUUCUUCAAUGACAACCCUCACUUCCGUCGGGGCUGAUCACGAGAGCGGGUUGGGUAGUCCCGUGAACUUAGCUUCCGUUCCACAUUAUUCAUCCCCAUCACCACCUAAAGCUGUUCCGGUCAAAAUAGAAAAUGACAGUCUCCAUGGACACGGUGGACCUCUACAUUCUGACUCCGGGUCUCUAAGUACUGUAACAGUAGGAGCAAACUAACGAAGUGUAUGAGCCGAAUCUCGCAACAUUACAACGUAGUCAUACACGAUACAACUUUUGACAAUAGAAUUUAUAAAUUAUAAUAUAAAAAUAAAGGUUUAUAUGUUAUUUUCAUAUCAUGUAAUCUUAUUGUUGGUUCUAGGGAUUACAUUUAUUUUACCUAGAAAUUGUUGAUUGUCUCAUAUUUUCUAUCGUUCAGAAUGUGACUAUGUAUAAAAAUGUGUCUUUUGAAAUAUGAUAUAUUUGAAUGUAUUUGAAAUGUAUGGCAAUUAAGCAAUAUAUUAUAUAAAUAUAAAUCUUCUGAAAUAUCCAGAUUUACACUACAUACUACACAUCAAUGUAGCAUGCCAAUCAAAAUGUGAAUAACUGAACAACUACCUCACAAUAUGAAUACCGUGUUCAUGUGAACAGUUUAAUUUCAUUGACGAUCCAUUCUUACAAAUGACUUACUAUUCUUGAAUUAUGUACUAGUAUAUCAAUGUGUAUAUGAUUCUAUACAGGCGAUACAGAAAAAUAAAAUCUCCUCACCAGGUUUCAUUCCCGGUGAUCCUACUCAAGAACAAUAUAUACUUGAAUCCCAUUGACUUAAACUCUGAAAGGAUCUUGCCUCUCCUGUCACGUGAUGUAGUGAAUUUCUGAGGGUAUAGAUACUCGCGCGAGAGAACACCAAGGUGCUAUGUUUACGCGUGAAUUGGUUUGCCAUACUUUAUAAAAAGCUAGUCGACGAUCAGAAUAUUUCUGAUGUUAACAAUUUAUCUGUAUUCUUUUGCGGUAAUCUAGUUAGUAUUUUGAAGUAUGUGGUGACUUUUUUAGUUGUGCAUAUCAAAUUUCAAUGAAGUAGAUGUACAAUAUUAUAGUAUAAAUGGGGCCAAUUGGGAAUACUAAACCAUUGAUUACUGCAAUUAGUACUAAAGAUGAGUGUUAGUUGUUUGAAGAAAAUAACUCAAAUCUUGCCAUAUUUACUAUGAUUAAAUAAAAGUAAACUCAUU
Molecule: messenger RNA, 3080 nt
Organism: Ostrea edulis (European flat oyster)
Lineage: Eukaryota; Metazoa; Mollusca; Bivalvia; Ostreida; Ostreidae
Product: transcription factor GATA-4-like
Exons: 8
Coding region: 523-2091 (522 amino acids)
Biological process (GO): negative regulation of transcription by RNA polymerase II; cell fate commitment; positive regulation of transcription by RNA polymerase II
Cellular component (GO): nucleus
Molecular function (GO): DNA-binding transcription factor activity, RNA polymerase II-specific; zinc ion binding; RNA polymerase II cis-regulatory region sequence-specific DNA binding
Source: RefSeq, a predicted model, not a curated record